AGUGCCAAGGAGUUGAAUUUGGAAAAUGCUUUUGGCAUUCUUUUAGUUCGAUUUCGUUAGCGGCCGCCGACUGACGGAGCCGGAAAAAAAACGCCACAAACAAUUCCGAAAACCAAAAAGAAAAAUUGAAACUGUGCGAAUCGCAAAGACGCGUGUUUACAUUUAAUUUCCCUACGUGCUUAGGCCAAACAAAAUAUGUAAAAGCCAUUUGGAGGAAAACAAAAUAUACAUUUAUUUAUUUUGAGGAUAUAUAUUAGAAUAUGCAGAUAUAUAAAAGUGUGCGAGCGUGUUUUAUAUUUAAAUAGCGUGUAGAUAGCUUCAAUUGCCGCGCCGAGUGACGACGAACAAUUUUGAAAUUCCCAAAACGUUGAAAGCUGGAAAAACAAAUUUCCAAAUUUCAAAACAAUGCGGCAGUAUUUUCUUUUGUUUGGCGCGCUCAUCUCGCUGCUGGCCUCAGCUUACGGCAUCAGAUGCUACGCCUGCGAAUCCGUCUACGAGGCGAGCUGCGGCGAGGACUUCGAAGUGGAGAAUCAUUUCAAAUACGACUGUGCCUUCAUAGCCCCGCCGCGGUUUCUGGAGAACGAUCUGAGUAGUCCGAAUGCCACGGCCUGUUUGAAGCGGGUCUUCAGGGAAAAUGGCGUACGCAAGAUCGUUAGAGGAUGCUAUUUCGGCGAGGUAAAUGCCACUGAUGUGGGUUGCCGGAUGGAUCCCACACUGACCGCCGUCCAGAAUGCCACCUGUCAUGUGUGCGACAACGAAAACUACUGCAACGCAGCGGAUGCAGUGCAGCGUAAUCCGGUGGACAUGUGGAAAAUCGCCUCCAGUAUUUUAUUGUUUCUCUUGGCUACACAACUCCUUUGAUGAGAUGAUGGAUGCAGGCCCCGUGGAUCGAAGAAAAUGCAAAAUAAAAGGCACACAUCAUACACACCACCACACACAAAGCUUAGUUCAAUUUAGAUAGAUUUUCCAGAGUUCCCAAGGCACAUUUACCAUGUAGUAGCGCACCAGCCAUUUAGGACUAAUUAGUCGCAGAUCUGCCCCACUCUGUGUUAAUGGUCAAUCAGGAGGCAAACAGGGCGUAUGAGCAACAUUAGCUGACAUGAGCCGAAAAGCUGGCAAACAAAACGCGAACGCUAUACGAAUAGAAAACUAAUAAAAACUAAUUUUACACAGAA
Messenger RNA from Drosophila kikkawai, 1175 nucleotides. NCBI's taxonomy places the organism in Eukaryota, Metazoa, Arthropoda, Insecta, Diptera, Drosophilidae. The record is from RefSeq and is a predicted model, not a curated record.